AUGUCCUAUGCGGUGAUGUUUUUACUCCUCCUUCUGGACCUGAUUAACUUCUCCUAUGCCCAGACAUUCUGGAAGCUUCAUAUAGACUACCCCAAAUCCGAUGCCCCUGGAAGUUCAAACCAGUACUGUAAUGUGAUGAUUGGUUGGCGGAAAGUGUCUAUGGCUGGUGGAUGCAAACCAGUCCACACCUUCAUCCAUGAGAAUACCUCCAGCAUUGCAAACUUAUGUAGUAUUCCUCCUAAGCCCUGUGGAAAGCGCCAAGUGAAGAUCUGUCACGAAAGCCCCAGUCCAAUCAAAGUGACUGAUUGCUUUGCCAAAUCAGGAUUCCUGCCCCCUACCUGUCAAUACCUAGAGAAUUCUGAUUCCCGAAAGAUUCAGGUGAUUUGUAAGAAGGGUCGACCAAUCUUUCUGAAGAACUAA
Molecule: messenger RNA, 420 nt
Organism: Sarcophilus harrisii (Tasmanian devil)
Lineage: Eukaryota; Metazoa; Chordata; Mammalia; Dasyuromorphia; Dasyuridae
Product: seminal ribonuclease-like
Exons: 1
Coding region: 1-420 (139 amino acids)
Molecular function (GO): nucleic acid binding
Source: RefSeq, a predicted model, not a curated record